CCAAAGCGCGUCAAAAAGCAAAGCUUUCAUCGUCUUCUUCAUCCUGGUAAUUUUGGUUACCGGGAAAACACGCAGAAACUCACCCUCACAGAAAACGCAGAGAUCGAGAGGGCAAAAGCCAGCCCUCUCCCUCUUCCCUUUUUCCAUUUCAUUUUCCAUUUCAUUUUCCAUUCCCACCAAUAACGAUAAAAUUAUUAUCAUAAUUUGAUGUUAAUAAUUAACAAUCAUUAUCGUAUGAUUCUCUUUCACUCUCCGAUUCAAUCCCUUUUCUUUGAUGCGACGCUCGCAUGCCCGCACUCGGGUCGGUUCCAAGCCCAAUAGCCAAAUGGAUCCCGUGAAGCUCCAGAUCCGCCCCAACCAACGAUCCUCUAAUCUCUUCUCGAAGAGCAAAACGUCCAGAUCAAGCUUCUUGUCUAUCUUCUUCGCCGCUGUUUUCAUCUUUAUCGCUAUUUUAUCCUGCUAUUUUUUCCUCAGAAAUGGGGAUUCUCUUGAUUCCCGUAACAGGUAUCGUAUUAUCAUUGAUGGAGGCAGCACGGGCACCCGGAUUCACGUGUUCGCCUACCGAAUUGAGGGCGAAAAACCGGUUUUUGAUUUCGGGGAUGGGGCGAUGAGGGUGAAUCCGGGACUGUCGGCUCAUGCGAAGGAUCCGGAAGGGGCUGGAAGGUCCUUGGAGGAGCUCCUGGAGUUUGGGAAAGGGAGAAUUCCGAAAAAGCUUUGGGGAGAGACGGAGAUUCGGUUAAUGGCGACGGCUGGGAUGAGAUUACUCGAUUCUGAGGUUCAAGACAGGAUUCUGGAGUCGUGUAGAAAGGUUUUGAGAAAGUCCGGGUUCAAGUUCAGGGAUGACUGGGCCUCAGUUAUUACUGGCUCCGACGAGGGGUUAUAUGCUUGGGUUGUUGCCAACUAUGCAUUGGGUACUCUUGGAGGUGAUCCGCGUGAAACGACUGGGAUUAUUGAACUUGGUGGAGCUUCUGCUCAGGUAACUUUUGUUUCAAAUGAGCCAAUGCCUCCUGAGUUCUCACGCAUUGUUAAGUUUGGGAAUAUUACUUACAAUAUCUACAGCCAUAGCUUUCUUCAUUUUGGCCAGAAUGCUGCAUUUGAAGCAUUGAGGGAAUCACUUGUGUCGGCUGACUAUCAACCAGCAUCUGAAUCACUUGAGAAAAGAAUAUUUGUAGAUCCCUGUAUUCCCAAGGGUUACUCAAGUACUAAAGAAGCUUGGAAGCUCUCUCCAGCUUCAAUGGAAAAGAAUAAAUUUAUAUCCAGUCUUCAUUCAAGGGGUAACUUCUCUGAGUGCAGAUCUGCUGCAUUAAAACUGAUUCAGAAUGGAAAAGAGAAGUGCUCUUAUCAGCAGUGCUACAUAGGAUCAACAUUUAUACCUAAGCUUCAGGGAAAGUUCCUGGCAACUGAGAAUUUCUUCUAUACAUCAAAGUUCUUUGGAUUAAGUCCGAGAGCAUUUCUUCCUGACCUGAUUAUGGCUGGAGAACAUUUUUGUGGAGAAGAUUGGACAACAUUGAAAAAGAGACACCAUUCAUUUGAUAGUGAUGAUCUGGUGCAUUAUUGCUUCUCUUCAGCAUAUAUUGUGGCCCUACUUCAUGACAGUCUGGGUAUUGCAUUGAAUGAUAGAAGGAUCAUAUAUGCCAAUCAGAUUGCAAAUAUGCCUCUUGAUUGGGCAUUGGGAGCUUUCAUCUUGCAGAGUUCUGCUGCAUUUGACAUGCAGCACCUGGAUUGGAUUACCACUAUUAUUAGUGAUAAGUCACCCACCCUUGUAUCACUAGUCGCCUUUGCCAUACUGUUGAUGUUUAUGGCCUGGUCUAUAUCAAAGUGGAGAAAGCCCCAGGUGAAGACAGUUUAUGAUCUAGAGAAAGGGCGGUAUAUAGUUACUCGUGUUGGAAGAAGUUGAUAAUCAUAUAUGAAGGGGAUGAAUGCUUUUUUCGGGGCAUUGUAGAUUAGGAGGAAACUCCAGCGAAAUUACAAUCAGCAUUGAAAUAUUUUGAUGCUUCCUCUCGUUACUUCCAAUUGCCAAAGUUAAUAUCUUAAAAGCUGCCCUUUUUCCUUGGGAAGGUGAAAGUUAUAGUUGUAGCAUGCUGGAGAAUGUGGAGCAAGUAGUGAAAAGCAUAGGAUAAAAUAUUAGUUUCCCCUUCUUUCUGUAUCUAACGGGAUCCAAAACCUCAAUCUCAUUACACCAAAUGCCAUCUCAUUAUAGGUAAUAAUAUAAAUAUAAGAUGAAAAAUAACUCGGCCAUGUGGGUAACUACUUCACUCAUUUGUGUGCAAAUAUUUACUUAUUGCUAUAUGCUUACGAUUUUUCAAAUUUCUGAUCUUCCAGGUUCUCCAAACAUCAAAGAACCUUUUUUUUUUUUUUUUUUUUUUUUUAAAUUUUAAGUCUGUCCCUCUGUUGCUUUGUGAUUGUCAAUUUGAUUCGGGAAAACUCUCCUUGUAUUCAUUUUCCUUUCUUGUUUUACGAGGAGGCUGGAUCUUUAUUUAUUUAUUUAUUUAUACUUAAAAAUUAUUUGGUGUAAUGUAUUCGGAGAAAAAAAAAGAAAAAGAAAGAAGAGUAUAUGAAUUGAUUCGACCUUGGUUAUAGUAGGACAAAGUAUAAAGACUGCCUGUUGCUGCAUAUGGCAGAUGAUAUAUUCAAAAUCUGAGCUUGCAUUUCUUAUCAGAUUA
Molecule: messenger RNA, 2663 nt
Organism: Manihot esculenta (cassava)
Lineage: Eukaryota; Viridiplantae; Streptophyta; Magnoliopsida; Malpighiales; Euphorbiaceae
Product: probable apyrase 6
Exons: 8
Coding region: 275-1897 (540 amino acids)
Biological process (GO): nucleoside diphosphate catabolic process
Cellular component (GO): membrane
Molecular function (GO): nucleoside diphosphate phosphatase activity
Source: RefSeq, a predicted model, not a curated record